This is a messenger RNA of Exophiala dermatitidis NIH/UT8656, 2406 nucleotides long. RefSeq names its product glucose repression mediator protein. Gene Ontology annotation, biological process: regulation of gene expression. The transcript has 8 exons. Gene Ontology annotation, molecular function: RNA polymerase II cis-regulatory region sequence-specific DNA binding; chromatin DNA binding; protein binding. The record is from RefSeq and is a predicted model, not a curated record. NCBI's taxonomy places the organism in Eukaryota, Fungi, Ascomycota, Eurotiomycetes, Chaetothyriales, Herpotrichiellaceae. The coding region runs from base 1 to 2406 and encodes 801 amino acids.
AUGGCGUUGGUUCCUCAUCCCUCUCCUCCGGGCGUGCUCGGAUUGCAACACGCGCCACACUUCAACCAAAUGAAUGGUGGUGGUGCUCCAGUGGACGCGCACAUGCAGCGACAACGAUUACUGGCACAACUCAACGAAUCUACAUGGCAAAGAAUAGGUUCACUGAAUGAGUUACUUGGCGACAAUGAAGGCGCUUUGUUCGCAUAUGAACAAGCUCUGCGACACAACCAAUGGUCGCCUACGACCUUGAAUGCGAUCUCUGGCAUCCUUCGCACCAAGGAGAAAUAUCCAGAGGCCAUGGAGUAUCUCAAGAACAUCCUCAAGGUAGAGCCCGCUAACGGCGAGGCUUGGGGGAAUUUAGGUCAUUGUUACUUGAUGAUGGACAACCUACAGGAAGCGUACACCGCCUAUCAACAGGCCCUGUACUAUUUACCCGAUCCUAAGGAACCGAAGCUCUGGUACGGCAUAGGCAUUCUAUACGACCGAUACGGCUCCUUGGAACACGCUGAAGAAGCCUUUUCCCAAGUUAUGCGCAUGCAGCCAGAUUUUGAGAAGGCCAAUGAGAUCUAUUUCAGACUCGGCAUAAUAUACAAGCAGCAACAAAAAUUCCAGCAGAGUUUGGAGUGCUUCAAGUACAUUGUUAAUGACCCACCGCGACCACUGAAUGAAGAAGACAUCUGGUUCCAGAUUGGCCAUGUCUACGAGCAGCAGAAAGAUUUCGAAGCUGCAAAGUCUGCAUAUCGGCGCGUGUUGGAAAGAGACCCGAAGCACGCAAAGGUUCUUCAACAACUUGGCUGGUUACACCAUCAGCAGAGCAACAGCUACCAGAGCCAGGAGCAAGCUAUCGAGUAUCUGGAACAAUCUGUGAGCUCAGACAAUCAAGAUGCUCAGAGCUGGUACCUUCUCGGAAGAUGCUAUAUGGCUCAACAGAAGUUUCCCAAAGCAUAUGAAGCAUACCAGCAAGCCGUCUACCGAGACGGACGCAAUCCAACAUUUUGGUGCUCUAUUGGUGUUUUAUAUUAUCAGAUCAAUCAAUACCGUGAUGCUCUAGAUGCAUACUCGCGUGCCAUUCGACUGAACCCUUACAUUUCGGAAGUGUGGUAUGACCUCGGAACUUUGUACGAGUCGUGCAACAACCAAACAUCGGACGCCCUCGACGCAUACGCCAGAGCUGCGGAGCUUGACCCUACCAACACUCACAUCAAGGCGCGUCUUGCUCUUCUUCGAAGCGGUGUUCAAACCGGGCCCAACCAGCACAACGCUCCGGUGCCACAAGAUGUCCAUCCACAGGCCUAUCAAAAUGGCGUCGGUGUGCCUCCUGGUCCACAAUGGGGAGCCCCUUCUUCAAACAAUCAACAGUCUCAACAGGCUCCUGUUGACCCUGCCAGGGUCAGCGAUUGGACAAGAGGCAUUGCUGGCAUUCAGCAACCACCGCAGCCUAACGGCUUGGAAGGUCGGGAUAGCAUGAGAGCUCCUCCUCCUCGUGCGCCCAGCCCACGUCAGGAAGCCUCGCGACCGUAUGACUCAGCUCGGCAAACACCUAGCAGGAAAAGGCAAUCGCCAUCGCCUAAGUUGCAGCAGCAAUCUGUGCCUGGGAUGUAUGCUCCUGGCCCUCAGACUCUGCCUCAGGUCAACCUGCAGGACCGUGGGCCUGGUUUCAAUGGCGGCGUCCGUCCAUCUCCUACCAUGAGCGGAGCUCCUCCUCCACCCACUAAUGGCAACACUCCCGGAACAACACUGCCUCCAUAUGGGCGACCUUUUAGUCCCCCUAGUGAGUUGAGGCCUCUGCGGGACGAGCAUCCUCAGUCGCCGGGCGCUACAUUCCGCCAACAGCCGUACCAUUCCGGGGGCCCCUUCCCUAGCAUCGCGAAUGGAAUGCCUUCAGCCGCGCCACCGCUACCAGCUACUGCAGAAGGACCAGCACGUGAUGAGCGGCCACCGUCUGCCAUGAAGCGAUCCCGGGAAUGGGAGGGUGAACAGGGACCAUCUAAAAAGCUAGCUAGCGAGGAGACCCGUGCCCGUCUUGAUGAUCCAAGCCGUCGGAACAGUCCUCCAGGUCGCCUGCCCACCCCUAAGGAGCAUUUCAGACGUAGCUCGUCUGAAGUGCGUCGCGAGAACGAACGACGGGCAAACGAGAAUUAUCAUCCCUCUGAGGCAGCUCACAACCCUUACAGUCUACCUCCGCAACAAAUCCCCUCUAUGCAAUCGAUAUUGGACGGCCCGAAAGAAGCGCCACAACAAGAGCAUGUUGAGCAGGCAGCACGCAAAGUGGACGUCGACGAAGACUAUGACAACAACAGUGAAGACGACAAGAGGGCAGCCGCUGGACAGGCGAUAAGUAGUCCUCAAGUUGGAGGUCCUCAACCUCCUCCAUCUGCGACCCCGAAGACGGAGAACGCUUCAUGA